Tachysurus fulvidraco (yellow catfish) is the source of this 8351-nucleotide messenger RNA. It is a transcript of the gene col24a1, whose product is annotated as collagen alpha-1(XXIV) chain. The transcript has 60 exons. Gene Ontology annotation, molecular function: extracellular matrix structural constituent. NCBI's taxonomy places the organism in Eukaryota, Metazoa, Chordata, Actinopteri, Siluriformes, Bagridae. The record is from RefSeq and is a predicted model, not a curated record. Gene Ontology annotation, cellular component: basement membrane. Bases 524 to 5485 code for a protein of 1653 amino acids.
CGAGGCGGGGAUGAGCGAGCGCGGCUCCGCUUCAGCACAGCGCAAGUCGAGGCACGUGCGGCACCCGCUGCCCGGGGCUAGAGUGAGUGAGUGGGUGAGUGAGUGAGAGAGUGAGAGAGAGAGAGAGAGAGAGAGAGAGAGAGAGAGAGAGAGAGAGAGAGAGAGAGAGAGACCGUCCCGCCUUCCUCCCGGAGGAGCUUCUGCGGAUUCGGUAUUUGCACGUGCGCGCAGGACAAACACCGUGCAAGAGCAUCUCAACACCGACGCGCGCGCGUCCUCAACGCUGUUAACAAGCGGAGUGGGAUUAGGAAGGGGGUGUAAAGUUUCCCACAGGGAGAGAGAGACUAGGAGAUCACCACAAGUUUGUGUUUUGGGGAAAAUGAGGAGAGUUUGAGGCUCUUUUUGAGCUUUUUUUUUUUUCCCCCCACCGGCCGCCACCGAGCUCCGGCUCGCGCUCCCGGUCUCUUCUGGCGCGCGAUUCCGCUUUCACCCAGGACUCUGCUGCUCGGACAAAUGCAUACAAAUGCAUUUAGGAGCCCAACGGACAAGGGGCGGCCGCGUUACACCAGCGAGAGCCCUCCUUCUGCUCCUGUCACUAUGUUUCACUGUGAUGUCUGCAGAAGAACAUUCACAAACUCAAGGUGUAGAUCUUCUUCUUCAGCUGGGCCUGUCCAGCCGCAGAGAUGUCGCCCAUACCUCUUGGAUGAUCACCUCACCACCUCUUAUUUCUUCCCCUCCAUCUCUCUACCCUUCUGGGGUUGGGGUGACUCUGGACCAGGAUGCCAUGAUUGAAGCCCCUGUAGCCGGCGUCCUUCCCGCAGGUGUGGAGAAGGAGUUUUCCCUGAUAGUGAACCUCAACUCCAAGCAUAACACCAAUGCCUUCCUUUUCAGUGUGCGGGACGGAUUGGACCGGCUCCAGUUUGGUCUGCAGCUUCUGCGCAAUCGGGUGGUGGUGUACACAGGUGACAAGGCAUCCGUCUACUUCAGCUAUGAAGCGCAGGAUGGGCAGUGGCACUCGUUUGUGGUGGCAGUGCGUCCACGUUCUGUGUCAUUCGCUGCCCGAUGUGGGGAGCUACACUACAAUGAGGAGACACUGACCAGGCCGCGAAUGUUGGCCCCAAACGGCCGUCUGGCCGUCGGGAGAAUGAGCUCCAGGGCGGCACAGUUUGAAGGGACUUUGUGUCAGCUGGAGAUAUAUCCUUCAGCGCAGGUCGCAGCACAUUACUGUGACUAUGUUAAAAAAAACUGCAGACUGGCAGACACUUUCCGAUCUUUAUCCCCUUCUACGUUGUCUUCUGUAAUCUCCCCUGUUCCUUCUGAAACACACACACAAAACUCAGCCAACUCCACACUCAGGAACUCCAUAGACAAAAUGAACCCUACAACUGCAUCCUUUUGGAAUACACUGAGAUCGAGUGCCACCCGGACUGUCGCUCCGUCUCCGAGCCCCUUCAGGUCAGAGCACUCCCCAGAACCUACCCCAAGAACUACUACAAGCACCCCUCCAAGUGAAGGUAGACCCUAUGACGAGAUCAACGCUGAGGAUCGGCAGCUGCUGGGAAGACCCCGUGCCACUCGGGCCACUCCAAACCUGAUAUCUCUGCACAGGAAGAACCAGCCGAGUAACAACCAGGACUCCCAAAUGAAGCUAAACGGUGCAACCUUAUACAGGCAGCAAGGAUACAACAACCAGCUGGAACGUCUUGAGGAAUAUGGCGAGGAACAGACAUACGACUCAGGGGUUUAUGGAUACGACUACGGAUUUGAAGACGGAGACUAUUUUUUGGACUAUGAUGGUUUUGAUGGUCUGAAAGGGGAUCCAGGACCUCCGGGUUCUCCUGGCCCCCCCGGGCUCCCUGGGCCUACUGGGAAGAGAGGACCACGGGGUCCUCCUGGUCCUCAUGGGAUUCCUGGGCCCCCUGGAUUACCUGGCCUCAAGGGUUCCAAAGGUGACCCCGGUCUGUCCCCGGGUCAGGCGACGAAGGGAGAAGAGGGUGAGCGAGGAGCACCAGGUUCUCCAGGCCCUAAAGGUUUUCCAGGUCCAGUGGGUCCUAAAGGCUACACAGGACCACCAGGUCAGCCAGGAGAACAGGGGUUGCCAGGUUUGCCGGGCAUCGUCGGGGCAGCAGGUUACCCUGGCAGGCAGGGACUGGCAGGCCCAGAGGGAAACCCAGGCCCUAAAGGUGUCAAUGGUUUUAUCGGACCCCCAGGAGCACCUGGAGCACCGGGUAUACAGGGAGAAAGAGGGAUACCAGGACCUGUGGGGAAGAACGGACCUAAUGGAAGACAGGGAGUGAUUGGAGAUGCCGGGGAAAGAGGACCUCCUGGUCCGGAUGGGAAUCAGGGAUCUGUUGGAGCAACUGGUACCAGUGGCUUUCCAGGCCUCAGAGGCAACCCUGGGCCCGAGGGACUUCGUGGACUACCUGGCAUUGUUGGACCUCAGGGCCUUCCUGGCGGUGUGGGACCACUAGGAUUGAAAGGUGAUAAGGGAGAACCUGGAUUACGGGGAGAGCCAGGUGACAAUGGCUACCAGGGUGACAAGGGGGCCGCAGGCGUUCCUGGACCACCGGGCCCACGUGGAAAACCGGGACCAGUGGGGAAAACAGGUGACCUUGGUUCCCCAGGACCACCAGGGCCUCCUGGACCUGAGGGAUUUCCUGGAGACAUUGGAGCUCCAGGUCCCAACGGUCCUCCAGGCCCAAAGGGUGUUCAGGGAGCUCGGGGACCUCCAGGGCCUUUGGGGCCAAAAGGAACUGAGGGAGAUGAAGGCCCUUUGGGUCCACCUGGUGGCCCUGGACCCACUGGCAGACCCGGAAGGAAAGGUUAUAUUGGUGACCCAGGACCUGAAGGGCUGAAGGGUGAAGUCGGCGACCGGGGAAACGUCGGCAAGCUCGGCCCUCCGGGAGAAGAAGGACUUCCAGGACUUCCAGGACCGGCUGGCCCACCUGGGGAAAAAGGAGAUCGUGGUCCAGCAGGACCUUUGGGUCCACCAGGAGAGAAGGGUUUAAUGGGCUAUCCAGGCUUGCCAGGAGGUCCUGGAGAUGUCGGCCCACAAGGCCCACCGGGUUUGGCGGGUCUGAGGGGUACUCCAGGUGUUCCUGGGACAAAAGGAAGGAGGGGACCGAGAGGAGCUGACGGACCCCCUGGAGAACCAGGACCAGAGGGCAUCAAGGGGGAAAAGGGUGAGCCAGGCCAGAAAGGAGCUACGGGAUUUGUUGGCAAAGCAGGAAGUCCUGGGAAACGAGGCUCUCCAGGGCCGCCGGGUGUUGCAGGUCCACCUGGAAGUUCUGGUGAAAGAGGAGCUUCUGGGGAACCUGGACCUAAAGGACCACUGGGGGAACCAGGAGCAGAUGGAGAGCCUGGACCUGAGGGAUCCCCAGGAGCUGAAGGUGAACAAGGACCUGCUGGAGAACCUGGAUCUAAGGGUGAAACUGGACCUGAGGGUGCUGAAGGGGAGCAGGGCCAAGAAGGUGUAAGGGGGCCUCCAGGUCCAGCAGGAGAAGACGGUCCUCAGGGAAAGGACGGGCCAAAGGGUGAACCCGGUGACCGGGGCGCAGUGGGAGAGACUGGGGAAAGGGGCGAGGUCAGUGACCCCGGCCCUCCGGGACCUCCCGGAGACACUGGUGUAAAAGGAUUCCCGGGACCAGAAGGAAAACCAGGUCCACCAGGUAAACGAGGACGUCAUGGAAAGAAGGGUGACCAGGGUCCGCCGGGGCAGCCGGGAGAGAUGGGUUCUACUGGAGAAACUGGACAGGAAGGAGAGCGAGGACUGAAAGGAGCUCGUGGCACCAGAGGACCACUGGGUCAAGCCGGAGUUAUGGGACCUCAGGGGGAACCAGGAAUGGAAGGGUACACAGGACAUGUUGGUAAGCCUGGACCACCUGGAGCCCCAGGACCUAAAGGUGAAAAGGGUUAUCCAGGAGAGGACAACAAGUCUCCAGGACCACCAGGGCCCUUAGGUGAACCAGGUCCUCCAGGUGAGAGAGGUGACAGAGGAGAGCCAGGAGACAUUGGAUCUCAUGGUCAUGUUGGGGUCACCGGUGUUCGAGGCUCAGUGGGACAGCAGGGGGCGCCAGGACCACUGGGACUGUCCGGAGAAACAGGACCUAAAGGAGAUAAAGGAGUUCAGGGACAGCCGGGGAAGCAUGGUGCUCAGGGUCAGACGGGUUCUCCGGGUCCAGAGGGACCUGUAGGUUUGCCAGGGCCCAAAGGGAUGAUGGGAUAUCCUGGACCUGACGGAUCUCCAGGGUUGCCCGGGAUACCAGGAGUGCCUGGUCUGAUUGGUCCAGCAGGUCAUCGGGGUACAACUGGCAUUGAGGGGAGGGCGGGACUUCCUGGUCCACGUGGUGACAUCGGACAGCCUGGAGCGAUUGGAGACAGAGGAGAACCUGGGAUACAAGGAGAGAGGGGUUUGCCAGGUGGCAGGGGCCCAGCAGGUUCUAAAGGAUUAGAGGGGGCCACCGGAGACCAGGGCAGAAAGGGCAAUCCUGGGGCCAAAGGUCAACCGGGGGAAGUUGGAGACCCAGGUAUCUUAGGACUUCAGGGUUUCCCAGGACCGAAGGGACCAAGUGGAGAUUUAGGCUUUGCUGGAGUUCCAGGACCCAAAGGACCAAUGGGUUCACUGGGUUCCUCGGGUCCCGUAGGUCCUGCCGGGAUGAUCGGACCAGUUGGAAGACCUGGUCUGCAGGGUCCUAAAGGAAAAACAGGAGAGAUGGGACCCCAGGGGCCACCCGGUAGACCUGGACUGAGGGGGCCUCCAGGAGCUCCGGGUCCAUCGAGACGUGUGUUAGAGGGAGGAGCCAGGCUGACUGCCGCCCAAUCAGCACGAGUGCAUGAGAGCUACCAGAACACAGAGGCAUCCGUGUCAGAGCAGAACGCUGAGGUCCUCAGGACUCUGCACUACCUGAGCACCGUCUUCUCUGACAUCAGGACCCCAGCAGGGACUCGGGAAAACCCCGCCCGCUUCUGCAAAGACCUGCUGGACUGCAGCCUCAAGAUGGCCGACGGAAUGUUCUGGAUCGACCCGAACCUCGGCUGCUCGUCUGACGCCAUCCAGGUGUUCUGUAACUUCACAGCUGGAGGCCAGACCUGCCUUUACCCCCUUGCUAAAGAUAAGGUGGAGAUGGGGGUCAGUAAGGUCCAGAUGAAGUUUCUGCACUUGCUGAGCGUUGAAGCCACUCAGUCCAUCUCACUCCACUGCUACAGCGAGCCAGACACCUCCUCCACCUCAACCUCCAUCCAAACACCUGGCAACGUGCGUUUCUACGGCUGGAACGGUCAAGUGCUCGAGAGGAGCUCCAUACUACACCAACACACGCUCCAGGACCACUGUGGGGUACGUGACGGCCGCUGGUACAGCUCUAACUUCCUGCUGCACACUCAGGACCCGACGCUGCUCCCUGUCGUAGACGUGCAGGGUUUCCAGCCCCAGAGCGCAGGGCCUGAACAGCGCCACCUGGAGGUUGGAAACGUCUGCUUCCUGUGAGCAACUUCCUCCGCCUCCUCCUCCUCUCACCUGUGAAACAACCGAAGGACUCUCGUUUCAGAAUGGCUGCCUGCAAAGCGGAGUCGCCACAGAGCGCCGUGCUGCCGCCACGCCACCCAGGAUUCCCAUGGGUCUUAAAGCCUGACCCACACAGGGAAUCCAUUGUGCUUAAACUAAAGAAGAAAGUGAGCUGGAAUGAAGCAGCUCGCUCACGUGGAGCGUGGAGGUUUUUCCGUGUGUUGAAUACGGUUCUGGAGUUAACCGAGUCACAGGCUGGGUGUCAGAACUGCUGUUGGUUCUGAGUCAAACGUUUGAAAAUGUGCCGAUUUUUGGAUAUUUUGAAGAAAUAAUUCAAUCCGGAAUCUAAUAAACAGUUUAAAAAUGCUCAGUUUUUUAGGUAUCAAAGAUCCGAAUCGAGCAUAAAAACAAGAUCGAGUCCAGUUUCACCUGUAAAAGAGAUGGUGAGACGCUGAUUCGGGAUCAAGUGCCGAUACUCAGAAGGCCAACAUACCACACUAUUAUAAAAGAAGCACAUUUCAUUGUAUUUACAUCACAACUGUGAUUUUUCUUGUCAACAAAUAAAGCAUGAGGUGAGUUUAGCUAAAAGUAGCUAAGGUUAGCUAACGAUCUAAUGUUAGAUAUUAGCUUUCAGGUUCCUCUCUCAUCUCGUACACUGCUGAUCAGUCAGGACGUAUUUGCCAAGUGCAACAAAACUGUUCUUAAAGGGUAAAAACUACCAUGAUACCGAAACCGAGCAGAAUAAUCGUGAUCAGUGGUUUAGCCGUUAUCUUACAGACCUGACUGUUAGCAUGAACCCUAUUAGCCUUCUGUUUGGUUCGAGGAAGGCUACAAGGCUAUCCUGUAAUCCACUUCAGAUUAAAAGUGUUGCUUCGCUGCAGAAGUGUGAGCGUUAAUGUUUAAUAUUAGCCAGUCAGGUUUACACGUAGCAUCAAGCGUCUUGUUUAGCAGGUCGUCCUGCCUUCACGGUUAGUUGCAGCGUAGCUACAAUUAGCUUAGAGCAGACAAGUCAAAUUAGCCACGUUUUUAGCCAAAAGCUAGAAUCCAGACACUGUUUUUAUGUUUCGUCUGUACUUAAUUUUUCAGUCCGUUUCUCAAAAUUUGCUCUAGUCCACAUUCGAGUGAAGUAUUAAAACGUCAGGACGCAGCAUGCUGGUCGUGAACUUUUCCUUGUUUUGACAAUAUAAAUCUUCACUUACGACCGAUUUCUAAAAAGCACUCAAACUUAAAGAGAAAACAGUAUCUCGGUAAGUUUAGCCACAGGUCUGUUAUAGAUUAGGACUCAAUUUAUAAGACUUAAAGUCGUAAAUUUGUUGCUAGGCAACCAAGAAACGCAGCGGCUAAGCGGAAAGUUUGCUAAUGAGGCAUUAAGGCUAAAAAUUAACCAGGCAUUCAUUUUUUUUUCUUGGGACAGAGUGAGCACACGUCGAGAGAACGAUCCCAAGACGAUACGUCUGACGGCGACGGAUAUUCUUUCGGACGUGUCGUUAACUUAAAUAAGCAAAACAUCAAAAUUACAUCACAACAGCAAAAGAAUUGGGUCCAAAAUUGAAUAUUAUUACAUAUUUAAAUCUCUCUACCUUUCUAUAAAUAUAAAAAUAUAAAAUCUCCAGUUAAAUAAAGAAAAUUUGUUCGAAUAAUCGUAUUUAAGAAUAUUUAAUGAGACGAUAUUUUGGUAGCGGUCGUGUGCGUUCAAUUAGCGAGCGCUAAUGUGUUACGUGAUUAGCAAGCAGGAUAUUAGCUAGCCGUGUCAUACUGUAGGUCACAGUAGUGACGGUUAAGACAGUGCUGUUUCUGAACUUUCAGGGCAUCUAGGUGACAUCCUGUGUGUUUUAUGUUAUCCUGUGUUUAUACAGUAUGAGGCCCUCUGGCUAACUCAGACGCUAGCACCUGUUUAAACCCAGUGAGAGGUUUGUUGUCGAUGAGGUGAAUGAGGAGUGCAUUGGGACUAACAGAGCAGGACUGAGGGAACACCGCAGCACAAGUCCCCGGUGCUAAGAGUGCAAUAGCUUAUGGACGGAACGUUAGAGAUCAAGAAUCGCUUUUUAUACAAACUGAACCGAAGCCUAGUCAGACGGCACCUACCUCCUCCCCGCACCGCCUUCCAAGAUGGCCGCUCGUGAUGCCGAGGCGAUUUUCACACGUCCCUUAAAGAGUACUUUAUUUGAAAUACUGUCUUUACAAUAGAAUAUAAUUUAUACGAUUAUGUUUGAUGUUGAUGUGUUUUGUUUUAUAGGCUUUAUUUACUUUUUUCAUAAAAGAAGGUUUUACCCUUACAGAAAAGUCUCCCUGCAUGUCAUGAAGCAAAGAGUUUCAUAAUGAAAUAUACUGUACAUUAUUGUACACGUACACGUGUGUGUGACACAACCUGCUUAUAUGAAGGCCGUGGGACUUCUCUGUAAGGGUCCAAGAUCCUUGUCUCUGGUGCUGCGUUUCACACAGCUAGUUAAUCAGUCACUUUUUUUUUCCCUUAUGUAUAUUUUGACAAUAUUAUGUUGGUUUAUUUAUCUUUUUUCUUUGGUAAAGUUGCUGUACUCAAGUAAAUUAUAAUAUCUUUGUCAGAGAUCUGGCUAAUUAAGCAUUUAAUCCGAAUGAUUAUUUAUAUAGAGUUUGUAAACACACACACACACACACACACACACACACACACACACACACACACACACACACACACACACACAGGUGGCUCACAGGUUGGUGAUGUAUUGUCACACUCUGGCAGCUAAAAAAAGCCAGAUUCACGUGUUUAACUUAUAUUAGGACGCAUCGACUGGAACAUUCACCCUGUAAAACGACACCAUGUAAAUGUUAGAUAUGUUUGAUAUCAAAUAAACUGGUUUUAAUCUCA